Molecule: messenger RNA, 4384 nt
Organism: Scophthalmus maximus (turbot)
Lineage: Eukaryota; Metazoa; Chordata; Actinopteri; Pleuronectiformes; Scophthalmidae
Gene: usp6nl
Product: USP6 N-terminal like
Exons: 13
Coding region: 609-3329 (906 amino acids)
Source: RefSeq, a predicted model, not a curated record
UCACCGCUCAGCUGAGCGUCUACUGAUCCACAACAUCCAGGUGGUUCGUCUGUCUGCGGGAGAAGAAACAGCCAGAAGAAGAAGAAGAAAAAGAAGAGAGGACUGCUGCUCUGUUCUGCUCUGCUUCUCUGCUGCCGACGGCCAAAACGAAGAGUGUGUGAGAGGAGAGAGCUCCUGCUGAGCGACACAUCACACGGUAGUGAACACAUUCACUUUGAGAAAGAGACACCGCCGCCGCCAGCGAACGUCCUCCGCUACUUUCAGCAGCGGCCAUGAGUUGAGUUGAGAUCCUCAUCUGGAUUUGAAGCAGGUUGUGUUUGUAUCUACCUGCUCUUCCAUAUCAAGAGAAGAUCUGUGGACCCCGUGUUGAAAUCGGGGGAAUUGAACGUACACAGCGCCACCCAAGGAACAAGCAGCGCCAGAUCCUUUCGGGGAUGCUGCUGAGUCCGGAUGUGGAUUAGCGGAUGAGUCCCGAGGAGGAGGCGCCAGGGAGGGAUGAGGUUGUGGAGGGCGAGAGGGCGAAGAUGGGCUGCCCCCCCUGCCCUGUGGCACCUCCGGCUGCCUCCACCUCCAACGCCGUCGCCGCCGUCGCCUCCUCCCCGUGAAGGAUGCAGGUCCUACAGAUCGUCAAGGAGCUGGUGUCGCCCUCCAGACGCAGGGCAGCGGCCAGAUUCGGAGCGUCUGAUACCGACCAGGAUGCGGCGGUGAAACUUGACCAGGAGCGAGCAGACAUCGUCGCCAAAUAUGACAAGGGGAAGGAGGCCACCGUGGAGCCCUGGGAGGACACCAACUUCCACCUGUACAAAGUCAUCGACCGCUUCGGCUUCGUCCAUGAGAACGAACUUCCAUCCUACGACUCGGUGGAGGAGAAGCAAAAACACACGGAGGUGGAGAGAACCAGCAAGUGGCUGAAGAUGCUGAAGAGCUGGGACAAGUACAAGAACAGCGAGAAGCUGGUCCGCAGGGUCUACAAGGGGAUUCCUCUGCAGCUCCGAGGGGAGGUGUGGUGUCUGCUGCUCGAUAUUCCCAAAAUAAAGGAGGAGAAGAAAGACUUCUACGAGAAAUUAAAAGCCCGAGCCAGAGGAGUGUCCCCCGACAUCCGACAGAUUGACCUGGAUGUGAACCGAACCUACAGGGACCACAUCAUGUUCAUGCAUCGCUACGAUGUCAAGCAGCAGGCGCUGUUCCACGUCCUCACUGCCUACUCCAUGUACAACACGGAGGUGGGCUACUGUCAGGGCAUGAGUCAGAUCACGGCUCUGCUGCUCAUCUACAUGAACGAAGAAGACGCCUUCUGGGCUCUGGUCAAGCUGCUGUCGGGGCAGAAACACGGCAUGCACGGGUUUUUCGUCCCUGGUUUCCCGAAGCUGAUGCGUUUCCAGGAGCAUCACGAUCGAAUCCUCAAGAAGACGAUGCCCAAACUGAAACAACACCUGGACAACCAGGAAGUGUUCACCAGCCUCUACACCAUGAAGUGGUUCUUCCAGUGUUUCCUGGACAGAACUCCGUUCACGCUCACACUCAGGAUCUGGGACAUCUACAUCAUGGAGGGAGAGCGAGUUCUGCCCUCGAUGUCCUACACCAUCCUCAAACUGCACAAGAGUAAGAACGUUCCCUCUGCCCGCUCACCGCUCUCCUCCCUCAGACACAACCGGUCUGAUCUGUGUGUCGUCGUUGUUGCAGAGCACCUGAUGAAGUUGUCCAUGGAGGAGCUGGUGGAGUUUCUGCAGGUGACGUUGUCCAAAGAUUUCUACAUGGACGACGACCUGGUGGUGGAGCAGCUGCAGGCGUCCAUGACGGAGCUGAGGAGGGCGAAGCUGGAGCUGCCGGCGCCAGCUAAAGAGGACGAGUUUCCCAAGAAGCCCCUCGGGCAGCUUCCUCCGGAGCUGGUGGUGGUGAACCACGUGGCCAACGGUCAGAGCCACGUCGAGCCUGCCGAUCCUCCCAGGGACCCCAGUCCUGUCCCAGACCGCCAGCGGGAGAGUCGGCCUCCCAGUCGGUCACGCCGGGACUCGCUGGACAAACCGUUGCGUCACCACAAGGCGGACAAGAAGGACGCUCGCUCCCGGGGAUCGGGGGAGAUCCCCGACGAGCACCGGAAGCAGUCCAUUUCCACCACACCUGAGAGAGGGGCGACACCGCCCUCGGGCCUCACCACGGUGGACAGAGGGAAGCCUCAGAGCCACGCCACCGCCAACCACAACUCCAACGCAGUCUCCAGCUCUCACAGAGAAAUCACCCCCCGCUGGUUCAAACCCUCCGACACCAAGCUGGAAGCCGUCAAAGCGGCGGCCCGGGAACGGAGCAGAGGGGCGUCACCGGCGCCCUCCAGCCCAGAAGACACAGCGCGCUCCAAGGGCUUCGUCCCCGGAACCGACCGAGGCUCCAACGCCUCCCAGUACGACAAUGUGCCGGGGCUGCCGGAGCAGGAGUUUGAGAUCUUGGACCUCGAGAGACCUCCGUCCAGAAUGAGGACCCCUCGCAGUGACACGCCCUUCAGUGCAUCGUCCCCCAACCGUGGACCCAGCCUGACGGGGAGCGUCAUCUCCGUCUCCAAACACCCUCUCCCUCCUACGUUUCCCCACAACAGUCCGGCAGCGGUCCAGCCCAACUACCCUGGUGUCCAGAGCCAGUACCAGACCCCUCCAAGGCAACCAUCGCCGAGCAGAACCACUACGGAGGUUCCCAUCUUCCAUCCGGCCCACAACUUGAACAUGGACCACAGGGGAGUGGACAGACUCUAUGCACCGCCCUCUCGAUAUCCUCCGCCCUCCAACGUGGCGUACAGGGAACAAACAUACGCCACCACCCAGCGGCAGCCCAACAGCUUCUCCCCGGAGAAGGUUCUUAUGAACAACUCGUUCGCCACCUACCGCAGACCGCCGCCGCGGAGCGCCAGGCCUCCCCUGGAGCUGGAGACCCAGGGGCGCUCCACCCCCAUCUACCUGCAACAGCUCACCUCCACUGCACAGGUCUACGCCUCGGCGGACUACAGGUUCGAGGGGCAUCUGAGAGGCAAGGCGCACCCGCAGUACCUGCCUGAAGGUGGGCCUCAGCGGUCCGUGGAAGUGCUCCAGUGGGCGGCAGAGAACGAGCUGGCCCCUCAGUCGCCGGGCGGAAUGCCCCGCUCGCCCAGCUUCCAGCAGGCCCAGAUGUCCCCGCUCAAGGAGUUCACUUUCCCCGAUAACCCGGACAGCUUGCUUCACUACAGGACACAGUUCCAGCAGCAGCAGCCCGUCAUUAGGCAACAGCUCCCCCAGCUGUUUGGAGGACCACACUACAGGCACGCACAGGAGGCGUUUGCCAUGCAGGAGUCGAUGCUGCUGUGACUGGAUGAUAAAAAAGGGAAAAGGAGACUUUGGAGGAGGUUGUAGUCACCGACACUGUGGUGGAGAAGACGAGCGGUCGCUUCGUUAGGAACCUGGUUUUGUUUCUGUACAUGUGAAGUACUUACCCUUCUUACUGUCGCGCCGCAUCAUGAUGCGGCAGGACGCACCAGCCUCCGACAUUUAUACUGAUCACUGUAAAAAAGAGAAGAAAAAAAAACUGACUGAAGAUUUUAUUUUAUUUUUGGAUGUAAAUCAUUAAUGAGAGGUGACAGUAUAAAUAUAUAUAUAUAUCUUUUAGAGUCUGACAUGUACAGUGGAUUUCUUUUGUUAAUAUGCUGAGUUGUUAUAAGUAGCGGAGGAACGAUUCUCCUGAGAGCAAACCGCUGAUUUAUUUUCCAUCUUUAUUUUUUAUAUAUGUUACUUACAGAUAUCUACAGUAGAGAUGGAUUUUCAUUUCAAAAGUUGAAGCAAAGCACCUCCAGAGUAGAAACAGCAGGUUUGUCCUUUAUUUUAAUUUUUUUGUAGUUUUGCCUUUUCAAGUCUGUGAUGAUGUCACUUCCUGAUUAACUCACACGUGAAGUACUGUGCAUUUGGGUAUUUACACAUAUUUGAGGCCAGUGUUUAUAUUUUGGUUCAAUGCCAACACUCGUGGAACAUAGGGCUAAUUGUCUAUUUUUUUUUUUGUUCAUUGGCUUUAAGUCGUCUGAUCUGCGAUGUAACCGUAGGUAACAUGUUUUUUUUUUUUUAUUGCUGUACUGUAGCUACCACAUCUUGAAGCACUUGCACCAGAUGGAUGUGAUCUAGUUCCAGCAGGAUUUAGAUUGACUUCAUUACGUCUUAUUAUUCUCAACACUGUCACAUCAACUACUGUUCAGCUGCUGACACACACACACACACAUUUAAUCUGUCACAUUCCCAUUAAUUAUUCCUCAUACUGUGGUUUCGAUGCAGUUACGUCCACUACAUUCCCUCAGUUAUCGUUGUUUUCUGCUCAGCGACUAACCGCAGACCCUUCUGAUACUUUGCUUAAUAAAAGGAGGUGGGAUGAAAAUGUA